GCUUUCGAGAACGUAGUGGUGCUCUUGGCUCGACCUGGGCGCAACUGGGUGACAAUGUGAGACCAAUGAGUUGCACGACUUUACGAAGCGGCAUGGACGCUACAACAACGAGAGACGAUGUUGUGAAAUGCUAUAAUAAUUACGAAUCACAAAAACUAAUAAUUGGCAGCAGACACUGCCGCGGAGCAGUUUAGCAGAAAUACGCAUGAAUCGGCUUGCAAUACACAUCCGACCCAUGAGGAAGGAACGGCAAUGACCAACCGUUGCCAUCGUCAGAACGAAUGGGUCUGGAUUACUAAACUAGCGAUGUUACUUCAAUGCGACGUGAUUCCAAUUGUCACCCCGACCAUAACAGCGGUUACUCCAUUUGAUUAUUAUAAUUAAUAUGAGUGAGGUAUGGUUGAUAGUGGUUCUGUUUGAGGAUACUGUGUCGCUGUGAUGCUCCCAUCGUGGCCGUAUAGGAGCGACGCUCGACACGUUCAUCUCUCGUUUUUUACUUACGACAUGAGCUGCGGCAGCGCAACGACCGGAAGAGUCUCGGAGCUGCUGCGCUGACACUGAAACCCGAAAGCCGCAUGGAGGGUCUUCAAGCACGGGAGAUCCUCCCGCUUUUGCAGGAGCGCUUCGCUAUACUUUCUGGUGGUCGAGAUCGGCAUGGAGGUCCCAUAGUGACCUUUCCAUCGGGCUCUAAACUCGAGCGUUUUAACCCCGAGGACAUAACGAAGGUGCUCGUCUACUUCUCGGGGAUACCCAGUGAAGAGUCGCGGGCAUGCGGUUUUACCAUCAUCGUGGAUAUGCGUGGCCAGCAGACGUGGGCUGGCGUCAAACCUGUUUUGAAAGUUUUACAGGAGGCAUUUCCCGCGAAAGUGCACAACGUCUACAUUCUUAAACCAGACAACUUCUGGCAGAAGCAAAAAGCAUCUCUGGGCAGCUCUAAGUAUACCUUUGAGACGACUAUGAUUUCAGCGGAAUUUCUACCGCGAAUAAUCGAUCACUCACAGCUAACUUCGGAUCUCGGUGGUACACUCUCUUACGACCAUACGCAAUGGUGCGAAUUACGUAUGGCACUUGAGGGAUUCCUCUGGAAAAUGCAGGAUAUCCUAACACGUUUGGAUGGUUGGAAGCAAGAACUAGUCAAAAAAAAUUAUACAGAUGAUGCUGAACGCGCUAAACAGCUGAUGGAGGAACACGUUGCGGCGAAAAAAAAGAUUCUCCAAGUGCCAGUUGAUGAAGUUGGCCACGAAGGCCAACAGGUGAUUUGCUCCUUAGGGGACGCGAAUCCCGACCUUGCUCAAAUGGGCCCCCAGAUAUCUAGAAUGCUUGAUACCGUGCGUGUCACACGACAACACGUGCUCCAGAUGUGGCACGUUAGAAAGGUUCAGCUUGAACAAUGUCUCCAGCUCUCAGUAUACCAAAGCGACGCACAAAAAAUGCUAGACUGGAUAGGUCACAACCGAGAUCUCUUUCUCGUCGGCUACAUGGAUAUUGGUCACUCUAUUCAGGACGCGAAAGCAUUACAGGAAGAGCAUCAACAUUUUACUGUGUCGUCAAUGGAUGUCUACGUAAACAUUCAACGCGUAGUUACGUUGGGUAAUCGCCUGAUUGAGAGCGGCCAUUACGCAGCUGGCGCGGUCCAACAAAUAGCUUCAAUGCUCGAUCGAGCCUGGAAGGAAUUUGCUUCUUGGCUUGAGGAACGUACAGCGGUAUUGGCGCUUUCAGUUGUUUUUCACCAGAAAGCUCAGGCGUACUUGACCAACGUGCCCAUAUGGCAAGCUGCGAAUGAGGUCCAACAGAUUUCUCGGGAAGUGACUGAGUUAGAGCGACAGAUACAGGAACAUCAGGAUGUGUUUGACUCGAUGUGUCAGAGCUAUACCGAGGUGCAUUCAGCGUCGAAGAAGCUCCUCUAUCAGCUCAACCACCUCGUACAAGUCUGCCAUCCACCGGAUCGCUCGGAGAAUGGCAAAGAUGGUAGCAGUGGUCAGGGCAAAGGGAAAGCGGACUACACAGAAGGUGCGAAGCACGUUCUUAGCGUGAUUCACGAAAUUCUGGCGCAGCAUCGCACACUGGAGAGCGCUUGGCACCAGAAAAAGCUCAAGCUCCAUCAGCGGCUCGCGCUGCGCUUGUUUCAAGAGGACGUCCGGCAGGUCCUGGACUGGCUUGAAAAACACGGCGAGGUGUUUCUCAGGAAGAACCCAGGCACCGGAAAGAACCUCGCGAAAGCCCGAGCUCUUCAGAAGGCCCAUGAACACUUUGAGGAUGUGGCGCAGAACACGUAUACGAAUGCUGAAAAGCUGCUGUCCGCAGCUGAAGAGCUGGCGCAGACGGGCGAGUGCAACGCGGCUGAGAUCUUCGCCGAAGCUCGCGAACUUCAACAGCAAAUCGAGUCUUUCGCUCGACGCGUGGAGCAACGACGCCAGCUGUUGCAGCUGGCCGUCGUCUUCUAUACGCAUGACAAAGAACUACAGGUUUGGUUCGAGGAACUUCGACCAGAUCUGGAGAGCGAUCGAGUCGCCGAUACGGUGGAGGCAGCCGAGGCCUUACUCGCGCAGUUCACCCAACAUCGGGACACGACCCUUGAAGCUGUGCACUCAACUAUCGAGGAGGGCGAAGCUCUGGUAGAAGAAUUACGCGGAUUGGGUAUGACAGUCGAAAACGACAAAUCAUCGUUACCGCCUGUUUUAGAAACCCUCGAGCGACUUCAAAGGACUCGCGCGGAAAUGGAGGAACUCUGGGCCGCCCGCAAACUUAAACUCGACGUCUGUCUGCAGUUAAGGUUAUUCGAACGGGACGCGUCUCACCUAACAUCUCAAAUGGAAGUGUGGUCUGAGGAUCUCAAGCACGCCGAGACAAGUAGCGUCUUAGAGCGGGCUGAACAGCUCUCGCAGCUGCACGCUGAUAGCGUGCAGCAUAUUACGCAGACCACCUAUCAGGUGAUCCAGCGUGGCCAAGAGCUGUCGGCUCUAUUGGAGUCAUCCGGCGUCGUAGUUGCGGCUGAUCAGCAGUCGGAUGCUAGGCAGCGGCUACAAAAUCUCCUGGGUUUCUUACAUGAACGUCGCGCUGGACUAGAGGGAGUAGCCGAGAGUAGGAAGGCUCGCCUCGAAAUGGCAGUACAGGUCGCUACACUGGAGCGCGAGGCGCAUCAGGUGCUCACCUGGAUCCACCAGGGUGAGUCGAUGUUGAUGGCAACGUUCCAAGUGCCGACGUGCCUUAAGGAGGCGGAACAGCUGGCAAGUCAACAUGAGCAGUUCACGCAGGCAAUAGAGAACACCCACGCCAGUGCCAUCCACAUUGGACAGCGGGCCGAGCAGCUGUUGAAGCAUAAUUCACAACACAACGUUGUUUCGCCUGGGGCGGGUGGGAUAUCAGCUGUGACCGGAGCAGCGACGCCUCUACCAGACCCGCAGGCCGAUAAGAUCCAGGCCAUCGCCGAGAAGGUUGACGCUCGGUGGCACUCAAUGAUGGGCCAUGCCGAGGAUCGCCACCGCAUGGUCAAUGCAUCGCACCGCUUCUUCAAGACGGCCGAGCACGUUUAUUCAGUGUUGGAUAGCCUGGAGAGGGAGUACAAGCGGGAUGAAGACUUCUGCUUGAGCGCGGGGGACACCUCGCAGGACCAAGUGACAUUCCUCAGCCAGCUGCUAGGCAAACACCAGGAGAAAAAAGAGGCCUUCCUCAAGGCGUGCACUAUGGCGCGCCGUAACGCUGAGACGUUCCUAAAAUACGCGGCUCGCUGUCAGCAGUACUAUGGUCAGACGGGCAACUCGCGGACGCCAGAAGCCAAAGUUAAAGCGCUGAUGGAUCAGUUGCUUAAGCAGGAGAACAAAGUGCUCGAAUAUUGGACGUCUCGGAAACGGCGUAUCGAGCAGUGCCAGCAGUUCUGUCUAUUUGAACGGAGCGCUAUUCAGGCUAUUGGCUGGAUUGAGGAAACCGGUGAGCAGUACUUGAAUUCUCGGAAAGGCGCUACCGACAUCGAAAAGCUUUUAGAGGAACAUAAUGAAUUUACGGGCAACGCCCGGGAGACGCGAGAAAAAGUCCGUAUACUUUUACAAUUGGCCGACAACCUUGUUGAGCGGGGGCAUCCCCACGCGAGCUCCAUCAAGGAUUGGGUAAAUGCAGUCGACCAUCGCUAUAAAGACUUCUCAACAAGAAUGGCAAAUUAUAAAGAAAACCUGGAGAACAAACUGGGUAAGGCAGCACACGGCGAUGCCGGAAGCGAAGGCAGUGGCGGGUCCGGCGGGAGUACCAACGUUCUAUCGCUUGACUCCCGUCAUUCGGAUCCGAACCUUGAAGCGCGACUUGCACAAGAGGCGGACGCUGACGUGCACGGAGACGGUCAUACGCAUUCCGGCAGUUCAGGACCCGUCGUCGCCAAGGAACUCACAGAAGAGAAGCGCAAGAGCGCCCGACGAAAAGAAUUCAUCAUGGCCGAAUUGCUUCAGACAGAACGGGCCUAUGUCGCUGAUCUCGAAACGUGCAUCAAUACCUAUCUUAAGGAGGUUCGAGACCCCAAUAUUUCGAAGCCAGAAGCGUUACGCGGAAAGGAGGCAAUCCUGUUUGGUAACAUUGAAGAAAUUUCGGAGUUUCACCAAUCUACAUUCCUAAAAGAAUUAGAAAAGUAUGAGACCAUACCUGAGGACGUAGGACACUGUUUCGUGACGUGGGCUGUCAAAUUUGAUAUGUACGUUAAAUACUGUAAAAAUAAGCCGGACUCUAAUCAGAUUCUCAUUCAGUGUGCUGGAGGGUUCUUUGAAGAUGUUCAACAAAGGUACGCGAUCGCUCACCCUCUGCAGGCGUACCUAAUUAAGCCCGUGCAGCGCAUUACCAAAUAUCAGCUGUUGCUCAAGGACCUCCUGUCAUGCUGUGAGGGGCAUGAACAGGGCGAAAUCAAGGACGGACUCGAAGUCAUGCUUGGCGUACCUAAGAAGGCCAACGACGUUAUGCAUCUGUCUCUGCUAGAAGGAUGCGAUCUAAGCCUCGAGCAGCUAGGUGAUGUGAUCUUGCAAGACGCCUUCGUUGUGUUUGAUCAGCGGGCAUUGAUUCGUAAGGGGCGAGAGCGUCAUAUGUUCCUGUUUGAGCUUUACCUUUUAUUCGCCAAAGAGAUCAAGGACGGCCAAGGUAAGGUGAGGUACCAAUAUAAAAGUCGCUUAAUGACAUCUGAAAUCGGCAUCUCGGAGCAUAUUGAAGGCGGGGAUGAGACAAAGCUGGCUGUGUGGAGCGUGCCCCAAGGUCCCAAUGAAAACCGCAUUGUUCUGAAGGCCGCAAACCUUGAAGCAAAACAGCAGUGGGUAAAAAAAUUGCGUCAAGUGAUCCAGGAAACUUGUUUCAAUUCUACGAUCUUCCAUCCACACACAGCAAGGCUUGUAGCAGCUGCCACAGCGACCGCCACGGCCGCUUCGUCCCGCACCACCAAGCAGCUUCAUCCACACCGGACGAGCAGGGAUAUGGAUGCGGAGAGUACGACAUCAUCAACGCCGUCAUCGAGUGCAACUGGUCACGACGCGAACAGCUCCGCUACUCCUGUAGUUCAUCGGGAAGAGACAAGCUCCAUCAAUUCGUUCGGCUCGGAAAAUACUAACACAGACUCCGAGCGGGGAGCUGAUAAUGACGAUGCAACCCCAACGAGUGAAUUCCCUCCCGGAGAAUUCCCUGAUGUUACCAGUCCGACGGGCAGCGGAGGCAGUCAACUACCACUAGGUCAUCUACCCACAACGUCGCCCGGUAGCAAACGACGGGGCACUUUCCGGAAGUGGCUCACGAACCCGGUUCGGAAGCUGAGCCAUGGCCGCAUCGACAAAGGCCUGGAGGGCGCAGAUAAGAGCGAGAAGGGCAGCCUCGGAACGGGCCAAGCCCGGCCUCCAUCGGGCCAGAAUAAGGGGAUCGUGGUGCAAGGUCAAUUGGCCCAACACAACAACGCCAUCUCAAAGCCACCGCAGCAGUCAACAAACAAGGUGUUGAGCACAAAGGAUGAAGCAAGUCAUGCUGAAGAAGAGGACACAGCCCUCGGCUCGGAGCUCCCACAGCUCCCGCCACCGAUGCCAAUCCAGGAGCACCAGUUCAAGCAACUUGACACGCCCGCCGCUUCAAUCAUGGCUGCGGCCGCUGCGGUAUCGAACAACGCUGAAGACUGCGAUAAGUCAACUGCGGCACUGGCAACUGAACUCGAGCAUAUUGUCAAGAUUGAAGAGCUACCAGCCGAAGAGCAAAAUGAAAUUAAGGCACAUUUAGAGAAGAGACAAUUCGUGUUAAGGGAGCUUGUCGAGACGGAAAAGGACUACGUGAGGGACCUAGGCCUCGUCGUUGAGGGUUAUAUGGCGGCUAUCCGAGCAGAGUCAAUACCGGUGCCAGAGGAUUUGAAAGAAGGAAAAGACAAAAUCGUAUUCGGGAACAUUGAGGCGAUCUAUGAGUGGCAUCGGGACCUGUUCCUAGCCGAACUCGAGAAGUGCCUCGAAGAGCCUGAGCGACUCGGCCUUCUAUUUAAAAGAUACGAACGGAGGCUUCAUAUGUACGUGGUGUACUGCCAGAACAAACCAAAAAGCGAAUUCAUUGUGUCCGAAUACAUCGACACGUUCUUCGAGGAACUGCGCCAACAUCUGGGCCACAAGCUCCAGUUACCUGAUCUACUUAUUAAGCCCAUUCAAAGAAUCAUGAAAUAUCAGUUACUGCUGAAAGACAUCUUGAAAUACACGGAACGGGCGAAACUGACCAAAGAGGCCGAGGACUUGAAAAAAGCGGUACACGUGAUGCAUGUCGUACCGAAAUCAGCCAACGAUAUGAUGUGCGUGGGAAGACUGCAGGGUUUCGAAGGCAAAGUUACUGCGCAGGGCAAACUUCUCCUGCAGGGACAGUUAGCUGUGAGUGAUGCAACGUCGGCAUCAGCCUCAUCUAAUUUCGCCCAAAUCAUGGCUACCACGACCAAACUGAAAGAGCGGCAAGUGUUCCUCUUCGAACAAAUGAUUAUCCUCAGUGAGAUGGUAGGCGCUAAAAGCCAAUUCUCCACGCCCUCGUUCAUCUACAAAAAUAGUCUGCAGGUGAACAAGAUGUCGUUACACGAAGAUCAAACAGACCCACUCAAGUUCUGCCUCACGUCGAAAAACCCAUUACAGGAGGGCCUUACAUUAGUUCUUCAAGCACAAUCUUCUGAACAUCGCCAGGAGUGGGUCUCGAACAUUCGAGCCCUAUUGGAUACACAACAGGAUUUUCUCCGUGCAAUUCAGUCGCCUAUUGCUUACCAAAAGGAGCUCACUAAAGAUGUGUCGAGUAUGGACUGCUCAUGGAACCCGUCGUUGCGGAAAACGCUCUCGCAUCCUGCCGCAGCGCACAAAGUGGCUCGCAGUGGGUCGCAGGACGGGGGCAACCGCUCGGGCGGGGUCGGCACGAGCACUCGGAAGGACAGCGCACACCUGGCGGGACCGCAUCUUGGUGGUCUCGGGCCCUCCAAGUCCGUCAAACAUAGCAGUAGAAGUAAGCUGACAAGCGGUGACGCGGAAUCCGGAGCCUUUGGAAUGGCGGUGGUUGCCGGAGGAGCAGGCUCGGCAGCAUCGCCGCCAGGUCGGACCCCAUCGAAGAAAAGCCUAUUUGAGGGUUUCCGCAACACGUUGAGGCAGUCGCGCGGAAAGGGCGACUCGAGCUCGAACUCGAAUGGUGGCUUAUGCUCCAGCUAUUCAUUGGACCGAUCCAGCGAGUCAGGCACCGGAUCGAAGGGCGUUAUUCGCAGAUGGUCUGAAAUUUCUCCAAACAGUAACCCGCCUCAGCAUCAUCCACAGCAAUCACCGCAAAGCGCAAGCAAUUUGACAGCCAGCUCAGGCCAGACUCAAGCUGCUUCAAUGGCCAGUAGUGGCAGCAGUAACCUAAUUCAGUUACAGUCGUCCCAACAUCAGCAGCAACCCCCAGCGACUAGUGAUUCUUAGUGGUGCUCGCAGUGCUACGCCGACACGUGAAUAAAACCACCUUUUCUUCUGCCUGACUCUUCGCCUGUUCUAUAAACAUGGGCAAUGACUACGAUUAAUUAGCCAAUGGGCAGCAUGAAUGAGUGAAGGAACCAACGACAAAUCACUAAACAUCUGUACCGACCACAUCUGACAAUGAUACUGGGAUAUACGAGGAAGGACGAUAGUACUACUAGUAAUUGCUGAGUACCAACAUCGUACUGCGUGUGGGCGCAAAUAUCACGUGCAAAGAAUUUAUCAUGGCGAACUAGCGACGACCAAAUGAAGUCGAUUGUAAAUGAAUCUUUGCUACAAGUUACUCCGAUAGCCAACGCACACCACAGUUUGGAGGUAUGGGUAAACAAACACAAAUACUAAACGAUAAAAUAAAAACAAUAACAAAAAAAAUAUGUGCAGCAAGCCGUCUGCUUUUUCCUCUGAAAAAAACUGGAUUGAUUUUUUUUUGGGAUUCCGUAAGACUAAAAGCAGGUGGAGCAGGUGACGGUAACCAGCCAUGGCAUGAAAGAAAGAAAGAAGGAAAAAAACAACAGCAUGCCCUAGACGUAUAGGGCAAUGAAUAUAUCAUGCGAACCUUGUGGCUCUUUGCAAUCGAGCUACUGCGAAAAAUAUGCCACAACGAUAACAGCGUAUACGCGCGUCUAACCUUUGUGAAGCGCCGUGAACAGGGAACUAGCUUGCUUGGAGAUAAAUGGCAUUCGGAUUGUCAUGCAAAACAACAGAAAAAUGGCAGUUCCACAUUGAAAAUCGAAAACUAAUCAUAACGCUUAUUAUAUUGAUUACUUUUUAGGUAUUCUGUUUUAGCAUGGUAGCGGAUGAUAACAAAGGAUGGGCUAUAACAGCUAGACCAAGGAACGCCCAGCUAUAUGCCCGUUGUUUUUGUAAUUUGGCGCCAAGAGGAACAGAACUGGUCUCCUGUUAUAAUGGUAUACCGAGGUCGACGAAAUGAACAAUAAGGAUACAUUAUGGUGGACAAUUGGCCUUAACCAUAACGCAAGGGCGACGACUGAUAUAAAUAUAACCACAUAAAAAUAUGUUAUUGUAGACCGCACGACAAGGGAGCAGGCGAACAAUACGCAGAGAUAUAUAAUAACACAAACAAAAAGCAAGCAUAUAAAGAAGAAAUUACGACUCAUCCUACGACUGAUAGCUAGAGAAAGACUGUGAGUCUAGCAGUGGGUGGGGUACUAUAUGUUUAAGUUAGCAGAGGACUUUUGAGAGUCAUGCCGAUCGAUGCGUAAUCGACGAAGAGCGCAGGAAGUUAACAGCAUUCGAUGCGGUCUCUUCCAAACUCAUUGUACCUACGUCACAGGGGAAUCUACAGAGCCAGGUGAAGCUUCUCGGGUCGUCAGUGAGUGUGGGGCUUUUCUGGGGCAAAAAUGACCCAUGUGCAGAGAGUUUAGGUACGCCAAGUUCUACAAUAGAGAGAAGGCGAAUGAGGUGAAAGCCCCUAAGCGAAUCGCCAUUUUGGUAGUUAACGACGAUAUUUAAUGGCCUCAUUAGACUUAUGAAGAUUGCUAGUAAGAUUAUUGCAGAAAAAUGAUGUAUUCUUAGGAGCAGAAGAGCGAAGCACAACGGUCAUGGAUAACGAGACCUUGAUAACGACUGCAAAUGUAAUCUUGGAAGAAGGAAGGGUGAUUGAAGCUUUCAAUAGAGUACAGGCCUGGACGCUCAGUUCUGUUAUGAACUAUAGAAGCGGUUCGAUUAGAGGAAUGCACUAUUCACACAAUCCAAGACUGAGUAAACAUCUUAUUAGCAAAGGGGACAACUCCUGGAGAAACUUGCACAGAAAGCCUUGUAUAGCAGAUCAGCCCGAUAUGGUGAGCUAAGUAACUCGAUUUGGUUGUCGAUGAAAGAAAUAGGACCCCGACGCCAUCAUGGAGCAUAUAACCACAUGCACUAACGCUUUACAAAUAGGACUAAUUCUGUUCCGUUGAUUUUGUAUAAAAUAGAUCUAUAAACACACUCAUAUAUAUAUCUAUAUAUA
This is a messenger RNA of Varroa destructor (honeybee mite), 9927 nucleotides long. It is a transcript of the gene trio, whose product is annotated as trio Rho guanine nucleotide exchange factor. The record is from RefSeq and is a predicted model, not a curated record. Gene Ontology annotation, molecular function: guanyl-nucleotide exchange factor activity; protein binding. Gene Ontology annotation, cellular component: cytoplasm; extrinsic component of membrane. Gene Ontology annotation, biological process: intracellular signal transduction. NCBI's taxonomy places the organism in Eukaryota, Metazoa, Arthropoda, Arachnida, Mesostigmata, Varroidae.